Enterobius vermicularis (human pinworm) is the source of this 816-nucleotide messenger RNA. Lineage: Eukaryota; Metazoa; Nematoda; Chromadorea; Rhabditida; Oxyuridae. The record is from the annotation of a GenBank genome assembly.
AUGCUGACAUUCAAGGAGACGGGCACUUUUGAACUUCUGUUUGCUAAGGUGCAUUUUGUAGUUAAAUCUCACUUCUACAUCGAUUUCAUGCAGUUUAAUUACACCGGUGGCAACCGUUAUAUUCAAGAUUUUGCUAGUUUUAUUAUGUGGAAUAGUAUAUUUUGCUGGCAGCCUGUGACACCGUAUUUAGCAUUUUAUCCUGUACCUGCCUUAAGAGUUGUGCAACUCCCAGAUGUUAGGCCUUCGGCGUCUGCUGUACAGAAUUGUUAUACAACGUCGGAUCAGAUAACGAACCAGUAUCUUCUUACUAAAUGUUACAAAUUUUUAUGUAGAAUUAACGAGUCGUUCAAAACGGUUGAGAAGGAGUCAUUUUUGAGAAAAAUGAGAAUUGUAUUACAAGCCAAAAACUGGACCAAUAUGCAUCUGCGGCACCAAAUGCCGGCGAACUGGGAUCAAAGAUAUGCAAGACAGUUUUGCGAUUUACUGUUGAAGGAUGGUCGAGCCCCGAAGAAAGUUGAUUUUACAGCAUUGUCACAAUGUGUUAGAUGGAUAGAAGCGUUUGCCGAUCGUCUUCAAGAAGCUCUUGAACGAUUUCGAAGGACAAAAGACGAGGCGAGCAAAAUUUUUACUAGAAAAGUUUUUUAUGUCACUGAAAGCCAAUAUGUAUUUCUAAAUUUACUUUGUUGUUGCGAUUUGGAGGGGCGAGGAAAGUCACACUGUAUGGGGUACAUAGAGCCAAAGAAUCCAGUAUGUAUAGACGACGCGUUCUGGGAAAUAUUUGAAUUUUUACAAGAAGCUCCUGCAGAAACAUCCUGA